UAGAGGAGAUGAGUGAAGAAACUCCUCCUACAGAAGAAACACCAAUGGGCCCCAUUGUUCCAGUGAAAAGCCUGGCUGACGUGCAAGCCUUCACCCGCUGUCCAUCCUGUGACCAGAUCGUCUUUACAAAAAUCCGCAGGAUAGUGGGCGAGACAAUAUGGAUGAUCUGUUGCCUGUGUUCCAUUUUGGGGUGUGUAGCAGGCUGCUGUUUGACCCCUUUCUGCAUGAACGACUUAAAGGACAUCGAGCACCGGUGUCCUAAGUGUGGGGCUCACCUACACACCUUCAAGCAUUACUGACAUGGACACCGUUGAGGAAAUGCCACAAACAUCUUCCCCAAGGAGUUGAUUUAGACUCUAGAGCCGAUCAGUGAAAAUGAGCCUGGAGUCGACUCGGCGCUGCUGGAAUCUUCACUGAGGCUCCGAUGAAACAUAUCUCUGCUCGACGGCCCCGGUUCUGUGACGAGACUUCUGUGACGUGGAUAGUGAAUAUCCACGGAACAUGGGAUUCAAGCUGGAAACAGAACUUAGGGAGUGUGUCAGAGACGAGUGCUGGUGUGCGCACAAAGUAGCUCUUAGGACAAGGGAAUAUAUAUUUAUAGGCACAAACCAUUUUUAUGUAAAGUGGGAACAGAACUAGUGAAGAGAUGCAAACGCAGGCAAAUCACCUGACCACAAAAGAACUGUUUACGUUCAGCGAGGAACACAAGACAAGGGAGGUGGCCCUGUCCAGCUCUUUUGGAAACUGCAACAUACUUGUAUUAUUAUGUUGUAUGAUAAU
Platichthys flesus (European flounder) is the source of this 780-nucleotide messenger RNA. Its product is annotated as lipopolysaccharide-induced tumor necrosis factor-alpha factor homolog. Gene Ontology annotation, molecular function: zinc ion binding. The transcript is spliced from 3 exons. Bases 9 to 299 code for a protein of 96 amino acids. Lineage: Eukaryota; Metazoa; Chordata; Actinopteri; Pleuronectiformes; Pleuronectidae. The record is from RefSeq and is a predicted model, not a curated record.